AUGGCGCCGGACGUUCAAUACAACACAAAGCAUCCUGUGUACCCCAUUCUUCAACAGAUUGGUAAAGAAAUCACCCAUCAGGUCAAACCAAAGGCCGUGGUCGUCUUCUCGGCGCAUUGGAUGGGGAAAGAGGACACCAUCCAUAUUAACAAUGCAAUCAGUGCUGACCUCAUCUACGAUUUCUAUGGCUUCCCUGAUCACUUUUACAAGGCCAAGUAUCCCAACAAAGGGAGCCCUGAGCUCGCGAGCAAGAUCAUGGUGAUGCUUUCAGAAGCCGGGAUCCAGUCCUAUGGAAUGAAACGUGGCCUUGACCAUGGCGUGUUCUCCGGCUUCCACGUUGCUUUUAACCCUGAAACAAAUCCUUUGAACGUUCCGCUGGUCCAGGUCUCUUUGUUCAAGAGCGAAGAUCCUCAUGCUCACUAUGCCCUUGGCCGCGCCGUCUCUGCACUCCGGGAAGAAGGAAUCGUCAUCAUUGGUGCUGGGAUGUCAGUACACAACUUGCGCGACAUGAAUAACAUGUUUGAGGGUAACACAGAACCACUCCCAUACGUUGUGAGUUUUGACAACGCCCUCAAGGAGGCCGUGGAGGCCAAACCUGAUGUCCGCGAGAAAAACAUGGCUGCGUUAUGCAAGAGAGGAGACGCAAAGCAAGCACACCCUUUCAUGGACCACCUCAUGCCUGUUUUCAUCGCUGCAGGCGCGGCAGGCGAGGAUAGGGGGAAACAAACUUGGACAUUGCAUGAGGGUAGCUUCGGUUGGUCGCAGUUCCGUUUCGGUGACGUCCCUUCAUCUUAG
Fusarium graminearum PH-1 is the source of this 795-nucleotide messenger RNA. RefSeq lists its product as uncharacterized. The coding region runs from base 1 to 795 and encodes 264 amino acids. The transcript has 4 exons. Lineage: Eukaryota; Fungi; Ascomycota; Sordariomycetes; Hypocreales; Nectriaceae. Gene Ontology annotation, molecular function: oxidoreductase activity, acting on single donors with incorporation of molecular oxygen; zinc ion binding; ferrous iron binding. The record is from RefSeq and is a predicted model, not a curated record.